Arabidopsis thaliana (thale cress) is the source of this 5222-nucleotide messenger RNA. RefSeq names its product multidrug resistance-associated protein 12 (gene ABCC11). Gene Ontology annotation, cellular component: vacuolar membrane; membrane. The record is from RefSeq and is marked reviewed. The transcript is spliced from 25 exons. The coding region runs from base 194 to 3454 and encodes 1086 amino acids. Gene Ontology annotation, molecular function: ATP hydrolysis activity; ATP binding; ABC-type xenobiotic transporter activity. NCBI's taxonomy places the organism in Eukaryota, Viridiplantae, Streptophyta, Magnoliopsida, Brassicales, Brassicaceae. Gene Ontology annotation, biological process: (+)-abscisic acid D-glucopyranosyl ester transmembrane transport; transmembrane transport; xenobiotic transport.
GUUACAUUGAAGAGGAACCCACGAAGAAAGUUUGAAACUUUGAAAAAGCUAAAAUGGAGGCUCUCUUUCCACAUUUAUAUAACAAGAGAAUGACGUCGCAUUUAUGCAUUAUAGAGAUCACUGGCAAAGAUUCAAUUUUUAGGAACAAUCGCUAAUCAAAAGGUUUGGGUAUUCGAGGUUUGAUUGAAAAAGGAUGGGUUUUGAGGCAUUGAAUUGGUACUGCAAGCCAAUUGCAGAAGGAUUUUGGGAAAAAACACCGGAUGGUGCGUUUGGUGCCUACACGCCGUGUGCCAUUGACUCACUAGUGAUGAUUGUUUCUAACUCUGUACUUCUGGGUUUGUGUUUCUACCGGAUAUGGAUCACCUUGUACAAUGCCAAAGCUCAGAUUUAUGUUUUGAGGAAGAUGUACUAUCACUGUGUGCUAUGGAUAUUGGCUUGUUGCUGUGUUGUUGAGCCUGUACUGAGAUUAGUUAUGGGGAUUUCGCUUUUUGACAUGGGUGAUGAAACUGAUCUUCCUCCCUUUGAGGUUGCAUCCUUAAUGGUUGAGGCAUUUGCUUGGUUCGCCAUGCUUGUUUUGAUUGGACUUGAAACCAAACAAUAUGUCAAAGAGUUCCGAUGGUACGUGAGAUUUGGUGUUGUAUAUGUUUUGGUUGCUGAUGCGGUGCUGCUGGACCUUGUGUUGCCUCUCAAGAACUCAAUCAAUAGAACUGCCCUAUAUCUCUGUAUCAGUUCAAGAUGUUGCCAGGCUCUUUUUGGAAUCCUUCUACUUGUUUACAUUCCUGAACUGGAUCUUUAUCCAGAUUACCAUAUUCUAAACAAUGAAUCGUUAGACAAUGUUGAAUAUGAUGCACUGCCUGGGGGAGUGAACAUAUGUCCCGAGCGAUAUGCCAGCAUAUUUUCUGGAAUAUACUUUAGUUGGAUGACGCCGCUUAUGCAGUUAGGCUACAGAAAGCCUAUUACUGAGAGGGAUGUUUGGCAAUUAGACCAAUGGGACCAAACAGAAACUCUGAUAAAAAGAUUCCAAAGGUGCUGGACUGAAGAAUCACGGAGGCCUAAGCCAUGGCUACUCCGAGCACUAAAUAAUAGCCUUGGUCGAAGGUUCUGGUUGGGUGGUAUUUUCAAGGUUGGGCAUGAUCUAUCUCAAUUUGUUGGACCAGUUAUACUGAGCCAUAUCCUGCAGUCAAUGAUAGAAGGUGAUCCAGCUUGGGUUGGCUAUGUCUAUGCUUUCUUAAUUUUCUUUGGGGUGACAUUUGGAGUGCUUUGUCAAUCUCAGUACUUUCAACAUGUUGGGCGAGUGGGAUUUCGGUUGAGGUCAACUUUGGUUGCAGCUAUAUUCCACAAAUCUUUAAGACUAACCAAUAAAGCUCGCAAAAAUUUUGCAUCUGGGAAAGUCACAAACAUGAUAACUACUGAUGCUAAUGCACUUCAGCUAAUAGCAGAACAGCUCCAUGGUUUAUGGUCAGCUCCCUUUCGCAUCAUUGUGUCUAUGGUUCUUCUCUAUCAACAACUAGGAGUUGCUUCAAUUUUCGGUUCACUGAUUUUAUUUCUCCUUAUUCCUUUCCAGACUCUGAUUGUAAGAAAAAUGCGGAAACUUACUAAAGAAGGACUCCAGUGGACUGACAAAAGAGUCGGUAUCAUAUAUGAGAUUUUGGCAUCCAUGGAUAUUGUAAAAUGCUAUGCAUGGGAGAAGAGCUUCGAGUCCCGGAUUCAAGGAAUUAGAAACGAAGAGCUCUCAUGGUUUCGUAAAGCGCAGUUACUAUCAGCUUUUAAUAGUUUUAUACUGAACAGCACCCCAGUUGUUGUGACCUUGGUUUCAUUUGGGGUUUAUGUUCUGCUUGGAGGAGAUUUGACACCAGCAAGGGCAUUCACAUCUCUUUCUCUAUUUGCAGUUCUAAGAUCUCCUCUCAGCACGCUACCAAAUCUUAUAAGUCAGGCUGUCAACGCAAAUGUUUCACUGCAACGCAUUGAGGAACUACUUUUAAGUGAAGAGAGAAUUCUAGCACAAAACCCACCUCUCCAACCAGGAGCUCCAGCCAUUUCCAUUAAGAAUGGAUAUUUUUCAUGGGAUUCAAAGACAUCCAAACCCACAUUAUCGGAUAUCAAUUUGGAGAUACCGGUGGGCAGCUUGGUUGCCAUUGUAGGUGGAACUGGAGAAGGUAAGACGUCACUUAUUUCGGCAAUGCUGGGGGAGUUAUCUCAUGCUGAAACCUCAAGCGUUGAUAUCAGAGGAUCUGUAGCUUAUGUACCUCAAGUUUCAUGGAUCUUUAAUGCCACUCUGCGUGAAAACAUUUUAUUUGGGUCAGAUUUUGAGUCUGAAAGAUAUUGGAGGGCUAUUGAUGUGACUGCCUUACAACACGAUCUUGAUUUGUUUCCAGGCCGUGAUCGUACUGAGAUUGGAGAACGUGGGGUGAAUAUUAGUGGAGGGCAGAAGCAGAGAGUUUCAAUGGCUAGGGCAGUCUACUCAAAUUCAGAUAUUUACAUAUUUGAUGAUCCUUUCAGUGCUUUAGAUGCUCAUGUUGCUCACCAGGUCUUUGAUAGCUGCGUGAAGCAUGAGCUGAAGGGGAAAACCAGGGUUCUUGUAACAAAUCAGCUACAUUUUCUUCCUUUGAUGGAUAGAAUAAUUUUAGUCUCCGAAGGAAUGAUCAAAGAGGAGGGAAACUUCGCAGAGCUGUCAAAAAGUGGGACUUUGUUCAAAAAACUAAUGGAGAAUGCUGGAAAAAUGGAUGCAACCCAAGAAGUCAAUACAAAUGACGAGAACAUUUCGAAGCUGGGUCCUACUGUCACGAUUGAUGUGAGUGAAAGAAGUCUUGGCAGUAUCCAGCAAGGGAAAUGGGGAAGAUCCAUGCUUGUAAAGCAAGAAGAGCGGGAAACUGGCAUCAUUAGCUGGGAUGUUGUGAUGAGGUAUAAUAAAGCAGUAGGCGGCUUAUGGGUAGUUAUGAUUCUCUUAGUAUGCUAUUUAACAACUGAAGUUCUCCGAGUUUUAAGUAGCACAUGGUUAAGUAUUUGGACUGAUCAAAGCACGCCAAAGAGUUAUAGUCCCGGUUUCUACAUUGUCGUAUAUGCUCUUCUCGGAUUUGGUCAGGUGGCUGUCACGUUUACCAACUCUUUUUGGUUGAUCUCGUCAAGUUUACAUGCCGCUAAAAGACUCCAUGACGCAAUGCUGAAUUCUAUCCUACGUGCUCCUAUGCUCUUCUUCGAAACAAACCCAACCGGACGUGUAAUAAACAGGUUUUCUAAGGAUAUUGGUGAUAUAGAUAGAAACGUGGCCAACCUAAUGAACAUGUUCAUGAACCAGCUAUGGCAACUCCUCUCGACAUUUGCACUUAUAGGUAUUGUCAGUACAAUUUCAUUGUGGGCAAUAAUGCCACUCCUAAUACUGUUUUAUGCAACAUAUAUCUACUAUCAGGUAAAUUCUACUUCAUGUCAUUGUCCGCUUCUCUUUAAUUGUUAUUAAUCUAUGUGAUCCACUUGGAAUGAAUCUCACUUUUGUAAUUUGUAGAGCACAUCCCGUGAAGUUAGACGUUUGGAUUCCGUUACUAGAUCACCUAUCUAUGCUCUAUUUGGAGAAGCUUUGAAUGGUUUGUCAAGCAUCCGAGCCUAUAAAGCCUAUGACCGGAUGGCAAAGAUAAAUGGAAAAUCCAUGGACAACAACAUAAGGUUUACUCUCGCUAGUACUAGCUCAAAUCGUUGGCUCACUAUAAGAUCUGAGAGUCUUGGGGGUGUCAUGAUUUGGUUAACUGCAACUUUUGCGGUUCUGCGAUAUGGGAAUGCAGAGAACCAAGCUGUUUUUGCAUCUACGAUGGGUCUCCUUCUUAGUUACACUCUGAAUAUCACUACUCUGUUAAGUGGUGUUCUAAGGCAAGCUAGCAAAGCAGAGAACAGCUUAAACUCUGUUGAGCGUGUUGGCAACUAUAUUGAUCUUCCUUCUGAGGCUACAGCUAUAAUCGAGAACAAUCGUCCAGUAUCUGGCUGGCCUUCAAGAGGAUCAAUUCAAUUUGAAGACGUUCACCUGCGUUAUAGACCCGGGCUUCCUCCAGUAUUGCAUGGACUGUCCUUUUUUGUUUAUCCGAGUGAGAAAGUAGGAGUGGUGGGAAGAACUGGGGCAGGAAAGUCUUCCAUGCUGAAUGCAUUAUACCGGAUUGUGGAAUUGGAAAAAGGAAGAAUCCUGAUUGAUGAUUAUGAUGUGGCUAAGUUUGGACUGACAGAUUUGCGUAGGGUCCUAAGUAUCAUACCCCAGUCACCAGUUCUUUUUUCAGGUUUGUGUGUAGUUUAAGACGAUAUUGUAAGUAUGAUCCUGAAUUCUGAGAAACAGUUCUUCUUGUUAGGGACGGUGAGAUUCAAUAUCGAUCCAUUUAGUGAACACAAUGAUGCUGACCUCUGGGAGGCUCUAGAAAGGGCGCAUAUAAAAGAUGUCAUCGAUAGGAAUCCUUUUGGCCUAGAUGCAGAGGUCUCUGAGGGAGGUGAGAACUUCAGUGUGGGGCAAAGACAACUGCUGAGUCUAGCGCGUGCAUUGCUAAGAAGAUCUAAGAUCCUUUUUCUUGAUGAAGCAACUGCAUCUGUUGAUGUCAGAACAGAUUCUCUGAUACAGAGGACCAUACGUGAGGAAUUCAAGUCUUGUACAAUGCUUAUUAUCGCUCACAGAUUGAAUACCAUCAUCGACUGCGACAAGAUCCUUGUGCUUAGUUCUGGUCAGGUUUUGGAGUAUGAUAGUCCACAAGAAUUGCUAUCAAGAGAUACAAGUGCUUUCUUUAAGAUGGUUCAUAGCACUGGACCAGAAAAUGGUCAGUACCUUUCCAACUUGGUCUUUGAAAGGAGAGGGAAUGGAAUGAGUCAAGGUGGAUAGAAAUGGACACCUGCCUUCCAAGAAUGAGUUUUUAAGUUUGCUUGAUGACGGAAUUUGCAUUGUUACCAAUUUACCAUUAACCAGAGUCCCAAAGUAACAAGGUGUUAGUCUUCUUAUGCUGAAAAAUCUGCAGUCAUGAGUCAUGACCAAUAGCACUCUUGUGUACAUAUGACAUUCUUGGCAGUAGGAAUGGCUAACAAUAUAUUUGAUUGUUUCAAAAUGUUCUGUAAUGAUCCCUUUUUUCUGGUGUGUAGAAUAGAGUGAUAAACAAUGCAAGAGCUUCUAGUAUCACUUAAUCUGUUCAUAUGUACAAGACUCCAUUAAACUAUCUGCAAAAUAUAAAAAGGUUGUGUUACUAUCAUAGUCUUAGUGAUAAAUA